CUGUUUGCGUUCACCCCUUUCAAUCCCCUUCCGCCACUUUUCGCACGUCUCCGGCCCUCUCUCCGCUUCCUUCCUCCCCCUUCUCAUUCUAUAACUCGUGAUUCGUCCACCCGAUCACUUGCUGAGCAUUUACACUAUCGUUGCUCGAUGGACAUCGUCUCUUAUUCGAUCAGUAAAGAGAAUGACAAGAUCUACCAGAAUUGGUUCUCAUUCGCUGACUCAGAUGGAGAUGGCCGCCUCACGGGGACCGAUGCCAUCAAGUUUUUUGCCAUGUCUAAUUUACCUCGGGGUGACCUGAAGCAGGUAUGGGCGAUUGCAGACUCUAGAAGGCAAGGUUAUCUGGGCUUCAAGGAGUUUGUGAUAGCAAUGAAGCUUGUGUCACUAGCACAAGAAGGGAAUGAGAUCACACAAGUUGCACUUGCUCAUGCUGAUUUGGAGAAAGUAAAUCCUCCAGUGAUGGAAGGAUUAGAUACCUUUCUCUCUACAAAUAAGCCUUCAAUAAAGGAAAUUGAUCCUGAGCAAGAUGUGAAUUCACAGCCACAAACUCCUAAACUGCAGUGGUUUGGCACAAAAUCAACAAAGAAGAUUCCUUUGAGCUCAGUUACUUCAAUAAUUGAUGGUUUGGAAAGAUUAUACAUCCAAAAACUGAAGCCUUUGGAAGUUACUUACCAGUUCAGUGACUUUGGUUCUUCCUUGUUGACAAGCAGUGAUUUCGAUGCUAAGCCCAUGGUUAUGCUCCUAGGCCAAUAUUCUACCGGAAAAACAACAUUCAUAAAGCAUUUACUGAAGUGUAGCUAUCCAGGUGCUCAUAUUGGACCUGAGCCUACCACCGAUAGAUUUGUUAUUGUGAUGUUAGGACCUGAUGAAAGGACCAUUCCUGGGAAUACUAUAGCUGUUCAAGCAGAUAUGCCUUUCACUGGCCUUACAACAUAUGGAAAUGCAUUUUUAUCAAAGUUUGAGUGCUCACAAAUGCCACAUUCGCUACUAGAACACAUCACAUUUGUUGACACUCCUGGGGUUCUUUCUGGAGAGAAACAACGAACUCAACGUAGUUAUGAUUUUACUGGUGUUACUUCGUGGUUUGCAGCAAAAAGCGACCUUAUUCUUCUUCUAUUUGAUCCCCAUAAGCUCGACAUAAGUGAUGAAUUCAAGCGUGUCAUCGGCUCUCUACGUGGUCAUGAUGACAAAAUACGUGUGGUUUUAAAUAAGGCAGACCAAAUUGACACACAACAGCUAAUGAGAGUUUACGGUGCAUUGACAUGGUCUCUUGGAAAGGUUCUGAAUACUCCUGAAGUGAUGCGUGUUUACAUUGGUUCAUUCAAUGACAAACCAGUAAAUAGUAUGGCUGUUGGCCCAGUGGGGAAGGAGCUGUUUGAAAAGGAACAAGAUGACCUCCUUUCUGAUUUGAAAGAUAUUCCUAAAAAGGCUUGUGAUCGUAAGAUCAAUGAAUUUGUUAAGAGGGCCAGAGCAGCAAAAAUCCAUGCUUAUAUUAUUAGCCACCUUAGGAAUCAGAUGCCAGCAAUGUUGGGCAAGACAAAGGCUCAACAACGACUCAUUAAUAACUUAGAGAAUGAGUUUGCAAAGGUUCAAAGGGACUAUCAUCUUCCACCUGGGGAUUUCCCUGAUGUCCAACACUUCAAAGAGGUUUUGAGUGGCUACAACAUCGACAAGUUCGAGAAGCUGAAGCCUAAAAUGAUACAGGCUGUUGAUGAUAUGCUGGCAUUUGAUAUUCCAGAACUACUAAGAAAAUUCAGAAACCCAUAUGGGCAGUAAGUACUACUCAUCCUAAGAUGUAUUAGGACCUUCAUCAACAAGAGCAAAUGAGUUCUAAAUACUACAUCAAUUAUCCAUAUCAAAACUAUAAUGGUGUAACAUUUAAUUUAUCUCUUGGUUGGUAACAGUGUUGGUACCUUGUCAUCCUUCGUUGUAAAUAACUUCUUUGAUAUCUCAUUCAACUUGGAACAUUUUGUUUGGAACUU
Musa acuminata subsp. malaccensis (wild Malaysian banana) is the source of this 1979-nucleotide messenger RNA. Its product is annotated as EH domain-containing protein 1. Gene Ontology annotation, cellular component: plasma membrane; cytoplasm; intracellular membrane-bounded organelle. Lineage: Eukaryota; Viridiplantae; Streptophyta; Magnoliopsida; Zingiberales; Musaceae. Gene Ontology annotation, biological process: endocytosis; endosomal transport. Gene Ontology annotation, molecular function: protein binding; GTP binding; calcium ion binding. The record is from RefSeq and is a predicted model, not a curated record.